Messenger RNA from Carassius carassius (crucian carp), 1916 nucleotides. It is a transcript of the gene ube2f, whose product is annotated as ubiquitin-conjugating enzyme E2F (putative). The transcript has 10 exons. NCBI's taxonomy places the organism in Eukaryota, Metazoa, Chordata, Actinopteri, Cypriniformes, Cyprinidae. The record is from RefSeq and is a predicted model, not a curated record. Bases 462 to 1019 code for a protein of 185 amino acids.
CCCAAUAAACCAUACAUCAAUGCUAUUUAUUCAGCUCUCAGAUGAAGUACAAAUCUCAAUUUUCAAAAAUUGACACUUAAGACUGGUUUUGUGGUCCAGGGUCACAUAUCAUGAGUUUAAUGUUUCUAUGAAAAUCUCUUAUCUCAAGUAGCUUUGCACAGAAGAGCGGAAGUAUUCUUUGUGGCUUUUGAUUCUGUACGGACUUCUUAUUGAAUGAACGAAACAACUUCCGGCUUCUAAACCGCUCAAGCAGCGGAAAUCAUUAAACUCAGCGGAACUAAUCUGCGCAGCAUUCUCAAUUCUGCUUUUUUAACGACAUCUAACGUCUUAUAUUUAGACGUUAUUUGGUGGGAAACUGUGUGAAAUUCAGUUUGAGCUUUCUGAUUAUGGUGUAAACGGAGCAAUUCAGUGACCCUGACAGCGGCAGGUGUGUGUGAGAGUGUGUAUGUUAGUCUGCUGGUAUGCUGACGUUAGCCAGUAAGCUGAAGAGGGAGGAGGGUGUGAGAGCUGGCCGGACCCCUGCAGGCUCCAAUGAUGCCUCUCAUAGAGUGUCCAUCAGAGACCGACUGCUCAUCAAAGAUGUUUCAGAACUUGAGGCUAACCUUCCGAAUACCUGUAAAUUAACGUUCCCUGAUGAAAACAAACUCUGUCACUUCCAGUUGGCCAUUUCACCAGAUGAAGGCUAUUACCUUGGUGGAAAGUUUCAGUUUGAGAUUGAAGUUCCCGAAGCCUAUAAUAUGGUGCCUCCUAGAGUCAAGUGCUUGACUCGAAUAUGGCAUCCAAACAUUGCAGAAACUGGGGAGAUCUGUCUGAGUCUAUUGCGAGAGCAUUCAAUUGAUGGUACUGGAUGGGCACCCACUCGUACUCUAAAGGAUGUAGUAUGGGGACUGAAUUCACUCUUCACUGAUCUUCUUAACUUUGAUGACCCACUGAAUAUAGAUGCAGCGGAACAUCAUUUACGGGACAAGGAGGAUUUCAGGAACAAAGUUCAGGACUUCAUUAAAAACUAUGCAAGAUGAUGUCUCUGUUGAGCCACACACACAUGCAUGUGACUUUGCAGAUGUACAUCAAUCCAGACUACAACAGAGACAAAAUCUCAAACUAUUAAAACAUUCUUGGGGACAGAAGAAAGUUAAAAAGCAUAUUGAAUGACACUGUAAGUCCCUGAUCAAGAUUUGGGAGGGGUGGAUGGGGGGUGUGGGCCUUACUUUCCAUUUUCGAUAUCUUUUUUUAUUUGUUUUUUGAAGCGGACAAUCAUGCAGCUUCUUCAUCAAGUUUGCUAUUACCCCAACCCACAAAAAAAGAAGAAAAAAAAAGAAAAGAAAAAGUACAAAGACGGUGAUCAUGAAAAUGAGGACGUAUAACCUCUCUGAUGUCACCUCCUAUGCUAGUGCCUCUGUUUUUUUUUGCCACAUAUAACUGGACACAUGUUGUAAGCCAACUUCUGCGGCCUGCUUCUUCUCAAAACUUGACAACCUACAAACACUGAGAUUAAUUUGUUCAUAAGUGAUGUCAUAGAAAUCCCAAAGUUCCAUUGGUUCAUUCGCUCUGGGGGAGGAGUCCACCGAUGAGGAAUCACAAAAAUAUAUAGCACUGAUGUCCCACAGAAUACAUCAGUGUGUUUCCGAGUGGAUUCUGUAAAGCCAUUUCAUGUAACUCGGCACCUCUCUUCAUGUAAAAUCACUGCACUUAUCGGACUACUCAGUAUCACGUGUACACGCGCAAAUAUCAAAAUGUCUGUGGGUGCCUCUGAAUGAGUCAUGAAACCGUUUCAGUUCAAAUAUAUGUUCACGGGUGAAUCUCGUGAUUGUCCGGGUCACAUUUUUAUGGAAGCCAGUUUACACAAUGAAAUAAAAGUAAAACAUAUAAUUGUGACCUUCUAUCUAACAAUUGACUUGAUAUGCAAAAAAAGAUGA